GUACCUUUCUAUGUAUGGAAAGAGGCAAGAAUCUGGGCUCACUGAAAUCAUUCCUUUGAUGUGUACCUUAGCUAACUUUUCUCCCAUCCUGAGUCCUCUCAGGAUGCACAGUUGGGGGCGGCUGUAGUAGCUGAUGGCUUGAAGGUGUAGACACGUGCAGCCGUCUACACCGUAGGAUCCCACUUCCACUGGCUUUGGACAUUCCCGGAAUUUACAAUGCCGCCGCCUGCAGACAUCGUCAAGGUGGCCAUAGAAUGGCCGGGUGCCUACCCCAAGCUCAUGGAGAUCGACCAGAAAAAACCACUGUCUGCAAUAAUAAAGGAAGUCUGUGAUGGGUGGUCCCUUGCAAACCAUGAGUACUUUGCGCUGCAGCAUGCUGAUAGCUCCAACUUCUACAUCACAGAGAAGAAUCGAAAUGAAAUAAAAAAUGGCACUAUCCUUCGAUUAACCACGUCUCCGGCUCAAAACGCCCAGCAACUCCAUGAGCGAAUCCAGUCAUCAAGUAUGGACGCCAAGCUGGAGGCCCUGAAAGACUUGGCCAGCCUCUCCCGGGAUGUCACAUUUGCCCAGGAGUUUAUAAAUCUGGAUGGCAUCUCUCUCCUCACACAGAUGGUGGAAAGCGGCACCGAACGAUACCAGAAAUUGCAGAAGAUCAUGAAGCCUUGCUUUGGAGACAUGCUGUCCUUCACCCUGACGGCCUUUGUGGAGCUGAUGGACCAUGGGAUAGUGUCCUGGGAUACGUUUUCGGUGGCAUUCAUUAAGAAGAUAGCAAGUUUUGUCAACAAGUCGGCCAUAGAUGUCUCCAUCCUGCAGCGGUCCUUGGCCAUUCUGGAGUCCAUGGUGCUCAAUAGCCACGAUCUCUACCAGAAGGUGGCGCAAGAGAUCACUAUCGGCCAACUCAUUCCCCAUCUUCAAGGGACAGAUCAAGAAAUCCAGACCUAUACCAUUGCAGUGAUUAAUGCACUUUUCCUAAAGGCCCCUGAUGAGAGGAGGCAGGUUGGUGUAGACAGCAGUGUUGACAUCCUUGAUUGUCCUCUGACUGAGAUGGCAAAUAUUUUGGCUCAGAAGCAAUUGCGUUCCAUCAUCUUAACGCAUGUCAUCCGAGCUCAGCGGGCCAUCAACAAUGAAAUGGCACACCAGCUGUAUGUGCUUCAGGUGCUGACCUUUAACCUUUUGGAAGAUAGGAUGAUGACCAAGAUGGACCCCCAGGACCAGGCUCAGCGGGACAUCAUAUUUGAACUUCGAAGAAUUGCUUUUGAUGCAGAGUCUGAACCAAAUAACAGCAGUGGCAGCAUGGAGAAGCGCAAGUCCAUGUAUACCCGGGAUUAUAAAAAACUUGGCUUCAUAAAUCAUGUCAACCCCGCCAUGGACUUUACCCAGACCCCUCCUGGGAUGUUAGCUCUGGACAACAUGCUGUACUUCGCCAAGCACCAUCAGGAUGCCUACAUCCGGAUUGUGCUUGAGAAUAGUAGCCGAGAAGAUAAGCAUGAAUGUCCCUUUGGCCGCAGUAGUAUAGAACUGACCAAGAUGCUGUGUGAAAUCCUGAAAGUGGGAGAGCUGCCUAGUGAGACCUGCAACGAUUUCCACCCAAUGUUCUUCACCCAUGACAGAUCCUUCGAGGAGUUUUUCUGCAUCUGUAUCCAGCUCCUGAACAAGACAUGGAAGGAAAUGAGGGCAACUUCUGAAGACUUCAACAAGGUUGCUUCAUCAGCUCGAUGCCUUGUGUAAGACUUUGGAAAGGAACAUACAGGGAAUUAUCAUCAGUAUGCAGGGUUUCAGCGGUAAGGGAAUGACAGUUCUUGCCUCAGCCCCUUGCUCAGCUGUUCCAUGGAGGUGUUGCCAUCUGACAGGGAGGGCUGCAGCCUGGCACUUUGGGAGCUCACUUCUCUCUUGCGUUGAGCUCAAAGUGAUGAGGGACCUGUCAAGGAGAGCAGUUCACUGGCAUCAUUCCCAGACCUGGAAGCAUAAUGAAAUAAAAUUUCAUUCUGACUUGGUUGGAAUUCUUCUAGCUGAACAUUUGAGAUAGCAUCUGGGGCAAUUCUAACAUCCAAUUGCCUGGUUGGAAUGAAGCACCCAUCAGCUAUUGGCUUUCAUUCAGUCAGAACCUCUCGGGACAAAUCAUUUCUAUCUAGGGCCAGCUCAGCCCAGAGGUCCCAGCAGGUGAUGCAGAGCCUGCUCCUGUCUAACGGGCCAGUAAAGUGAAAUCUGCAUUUCAAAAGCUUUAUCGUUUGCAAAGAGUGAUUUCAAAGCAGGAAGUGUCUGAAAGUCACCGACACUGGUACUCCCCCAGACUCCUCAACAUUAAGCCUUUAAUUUGAGACUCGGGUUUGGGGGGUAUUAUGCUGGUACUGUCCAUUGGUACUCUUUCUAGUAUCCCAAAGAGUGGAAGCAGGGCCACACCCCUCCAGCUAUAGAGAGUGCUCGGGUUUGAGGGGCAAAAGCCCUCACUGAUUCCAUGAGCCAGGCUCAAAUGCCUUUGCAAAUUAGACCCAACAAGCUUUGCAAAGACCACCUUAUGGACCAUCCCUGUCCAUACUGAGUUUUCCAAGCACUAUGUAGAUGAUUAUUUUACCUUUAUGAAUCCUAGUUUUCCUUAUCUGUUAAAAUAGAAGUAAAGAUGCAUAACUCACAGGGCUGUUGAAUGAAAAUUAGAGUGAUGCCUGUGUGAGUGGUUAGUAUGCUAUAAUGCACUACGUAAGGAGAAAACAGUAUGAUUAUACUCCUUGGGUGGAAGCCAUUUAUUUUUCAUAUCUCAUAGAAUUUCUAGCUCAAAACUCUUUGGCUAUGGGAGAUUCUCUACUUGGACAACCAGGGAGCUUGCUGUCUGCUCUCGGGUCAUUCUCCUUAAACCACAGAGGCUAUCCCAGCUCUGCUCGUGCUGGAGGCCACCCAGAAGAGAGCACUGCCCUUAGAAGUGCUCUAAGUGUUGUUUGUUGUUUAGUCGCUAAGUUGUAUCCAACUCUUUUGUGAUCA
Odocoileus virginianus texanus is the source of this 2973-nucleotide messenger RNA. Lineage: Eukaryota; Metazoa; Chordata; Mammalia; Artiodactyla; Cervidae. The record is from RefSeq and is a predicted model, not a curated record.